AUUCCUCCGCCCUCAGCUGAUCUCGCGUGGACCGGAAGUGACGAACAGAGCACAGACAAAACAAUCGCUGCGGCUGGGACGCGGAAGCACCGGGUGACGGGUGUGUGACCGAUCGUCCGUUAUUCUCGCGCGCGCGCCUCUCCUCACCCAGUCAUUCUCAGCGCCCGAAACUCCGUCCUUCUGCCCUGAUCUAGGAGAAAACCAGAGCACCCAGAGGAAACCCAGGAGAAAGGAAAGCUGACCAUCUUUACACAAAUGUUAAAAAUGUCGACUUUGCAAGACCUCCCAUCUCCAAACAGCACUGUGCAGGCAUCCAACUUUGCACAUGUAAUCUUUCAGAACGUGGCUAAGAGUUAUCUUCCAAGCGCCCCACUGGAAUGUCACUAUACGCUGACCAAGUAUAUCCAUCCGCAUCCGAAAGAUUGGGUCGGCACAUUUAAGGUUGGAUGGAGCACUGCCCGAGACUACUAUACUUUUCUGUGGUCUCCCAUGCCUGAAAAUUAUGCUGCAGAUUCAACUUGUGACUGUGUGCUGACUUUUCAAGGAUACUACCUUCCUAACGAUGAUGGCGAGUUUUACCAGUUCUGUUAUGUGACACAUAAGGGAGAAAUACGCGGGGCUAGCACCCCUUUCCAGUUCCGGGCAACUUCUCCGAUAGAUGAGCUGUUAACCAUGGAAGAUGAAGGUCAUUCAGACAUGUUGGUGGUGACAACUAAGGCUGGACUUCUUGAGAUAAAAAUAGAAAAAACAAUGAAAGAAAAGGAGGAAUUGCUUAAGAUAACCUCCAUACUGGAGAAAGAGACAACCCAGCUGAGACAACACGUGGAAAGACUGGAGUGUGAACUGUCACGUGAAAGAGAGCUGUCUGACCAACUGGUUACAGAACGAGAUGGAUUGCUCCAAGCCUCUGAUAUACUGAAAGCAGAAAAUGAAGAAGUAAAGAAAGCAUGUAAAGAAAUGUCUAGUAAAAUACUUCAACUUGAAGAAGACCUGAUAACUGUGACUCAGAAAGCUAUAGAAAAAGAAACCGAAUUAGACAGCUUGAAAGAUAAACUGAAGAAAAUAACACUGGAAAAAAAUCAACUCGAGUUUCUUUUAAAAAAUGAGAAGGAUGAAAAGGAACUAUAUAAGGGUCACCUGAAAAAUACGGAAAUAGGAAACACAAAACUGCUUACUGAGAUUCAGACAUUAAAAAAUGUGGAUGUAAGUAAAGAAAACCUAAUUACACACUACAAGGAGGAACUUGGCAAAAUGAAGAUCAGCCUGGCCGAUAAAGAGAAGCAGUGUAAGGAACUGCUGCAGCACUGCUCUGAGAAGGAGGACAUUCGGUUUUUAAAACAACAGCUUCGUAAGAUUGAGGAUGACCACCAGGCUAGCAGACAAGAGGUAUCCUUUAUGUCAAAGGAGCUUAGUGAUGCAGUGAAUGUACGUGACAAGACCAUGUCUGAUCUCCAUACAUCUCGCCUUGAGACGGAGUGUGUGAAGAAACAGCUUGCCACUGCUUUGGCUGAACUCAGCCUGAGGGAUACACAAACCUCCUCAGCUACCGGUGUAAAAAACAAGGAUGCAGAGAGCAGUAGAGUGGAGCAAGACCUUCGGAAAGAGGUUGAGGACCUGAAGCUGAGACUGCAAAUGGCAGCUGACCACUAUAAAGAUAAAUUUAAAGAAUGUCAGAAGCUUCAGAAGCAAGUAGUAAAACUCACUGACCAGCUUAAAUCAUCAGAAAGCCAGCUGAAGGCAGCAGAUCUAUAUGUGAGUCCCGAGGUGGCAGCUGUUUCAAACUUUUCUCCCCCUGUGAGCCCCUACUCAUCAGACUCUGUACCCGACUUUGUCAUAAAAGAACAAGUGGGAGACAUGAGCAAGGAAAUAGCUGAGAAAAUGGAGAAAUAUCAGAAGUGCAAACAAUUGUUAUCGGAAGAGAAGGCGAGGUGCAUUGCGUAUGCUGAUGAUGCUGCUAAAAUGGAGUUAAAGUGGAAGGAGCAGCUAAAAGUUAAUGAAGGCAUCAAGCUGCAACUAGUAGCCAUUGAAGAUCAGUAUAAGAUCCAGUCUGCUGAUAAAGAUCGGGAAAUAUCCGAGAUGUCCUGCCAUCUAGAAGUUCUGCUGAGUGAGAAGAACAAACUGGAGAAUGACAUAAAGGAACUUGAAAUAAAUUUGGAAAGACUGUCGAAAAGGGCCGCCAAUGGUGACACUGUACCAGGCAGCAGCUCUCAGGGAUUGCAGUUUUUUAAUCCUUAUUGUGAACAGCAUAAAACAGCUCCCAUAAUCCCAGUCCAGCCGCCUGUAUUGCAAUUUGGAAAUCCUUAUGCAUCACCGGCAACAAGAGAUGGUGCAGAUGGAGCUUUUAACCCAGAUGAAAUCCAGGGGCCACCAGUGGGGGCCCCCUCUUGGGGUCUUGAAGACAAGGUUGUCUGCAGUCAACCUGCCCGGAACCUCAGCCGUCCGGAUGGCUUGGAAGAUCCUGAUGAUAACAGUCAAGAUAAUGACAAUGUGAAUUUUGAUCUGGACCAGGAUCCUCCUAGCUUCUUUGGACAAGAGCAGUCUGGUUUCUGCUUUGAUCCAAGAUACACAAAGCAGAAGAAGUGCCCGCUGUGUACAUUGGUGUUUCCACCCAACUACAACCAGAGCCAGUUUGAGGAGCAUGUAGAGAGUCACUGGAAAGUGUGCCCCAUGUGCAAUCAGCAGUUCCCUCUGGACUGCGACCAGCAGGUGUUUGAGCAGCACGUUCAGACGCACUUUGAUGGCAACGUCUUAAAUUUUGAAAAUUAAGCCCGUUCCUCCUUGUGUGUGAUUUGUAGCGGUGAGAAGUUCACCUUAAAAACUAGAAGAACCCGCUUAGAGCAACACUACCUGUAAGAAAUAUGCACUGCAAUGUAAUUAGACCUGAAAUCUACUAUUGGGAGUCCUUUGUUCAUCUCUUGUAAUGUACAAUUAUGGUAGAGGGAUUUCAUUUGUAUGUAUCAGACCUCUUUUAAGAUAGCUGUGUAAAUUGUUUGUGUUAAAUCAAAAGCAUUCUGCCUCUGGUAAUUUAGAUGUUUAAUGCUCAGAACCCAAGUCCCUUACUGCAAUCUUAUUUACCCAUGAUGGAGACCUGCUCUUAUGUCACUGCUCUUAUGUCAAUGGUGAUUACAUUGCUGCAUGCCUCUUACUGACUGAUUUUUGUUUUAGCAGUAAUAGAUUUUGUUUAACAUAACAAUGUUCUCUUUAAUGGUCACAUUUUCCAUGUAGCUUUGAUACCUAAUAGUAGACCCCUGACCUACAGACAGGCAGUCCGCAUUUGUGGCACAUGCAGUAGUUCAGCCCAUCAGUCCACUAGAGACUCACAGAAGAAGGGAUCUGGACAAUCACGUAAAAUUACACGACAACUGAAAAUGAUUGGGGUAGAUUGUAUCGGCUUUCUUCACAGUAUGGUUGGUGGUUAAAUAUGCAGGUGAAAUGACCAUUGCUCCUAUGUAAAAUAAGCUGGUUGCUCACAAUUGCUCCUUUUCUUCACAUACUCAUAAGCACGCUCAGGAAUUGGAGCAACAUAUAUUAAACUUGCAGCAAUAUAAUUUGGCUGUGUACCAUUAUUCUCCAGUCCUUGCUGGGACCUGUUUAUUAGAAGAUACAGAAAUACCCAGGUGUGUGUCUCCACAGUGGAGCCUUCAGCAAGGGAGCCAGCUAAUCUGCAGAAGCACUAGAGCGGUCGGUGACUUUCUUCCUUCUUUGUGACUGUUUAUGUAUGUUAGACAUCAACAUGUUUGGUUCCAGAGAUUGCAAACGCCAUAAUUUAUCUAGAAACGUGACCUCAUUGAAACGUGAGAGAUAAAGGAGACUUUAUGGUAACCAUUCCACAGGUAACCACGCAGAAAAUGGGACGUGGCUCAUAUCAAACAAAGAUUCAGUUUUAGAGAAUGCAAGCAAACAUAACCUUUUCUUCAUAGUCGAUAAGAGGCCAUCCUCUACAGUUUCUCAUGCUGCUCGAGUGCUUUAAUUUGCUGCACUUUUAUCCAUAUCGGCCCAGCACACAAAAUGGCUGCCAGCACUGUGCGUAGGUGACAGCUUGUAGAGUGCGUCAGUCACUGACCUUCUGACGUGUGAUUGGUGGAAUAUGCUACCAGACUUCAGUGCAAUAAGCUGCUCAGUAUGACUACUUCUCUGUUAGUGUACCAGCUUGCACUCACCUAAUACUUCAAGCUACUAAAUUCUAAUUUAAUAUUACAUAAAACAUGUAAGUGGUUUGAGGAAAAUCUAUAUUAAGAACAUUUUACGGAAUACUAAAAUAAUAAAACAAAAAAUCAAACAACCAUACUACUAUGUAUCAUUAUAGUAAUUUAUAUAUGCAUUGACUUCAUCUAGGAAUUGUAUCGGUUUAUUUUCAAUUUAACAUGAAUAAAUCAUCAAAGUUGUAACUUG
Messenger RNA from Pseudophryne corroboree (corroboree frog), 4392 nucleotides. It is a transcript of the gene TAX1BP1, whose product is annotated as Tax1 binding protein 1. The record is from RefSeq and is a predicted model, not a curated record. The transcript has 20 exons. NCBI's taxonomy places the organism in Eukaryota, Metazoa, Chordata, Amphibia, Anura, Myobatrachidae. Bases 256 to 2766 code for a protein of 836 amino acids.